UCAACUUUUGGAGCAUGUGCGAAUCGUGUGUUUACUCGCCUACCCGAUGCGGCACCCCAGGAAAAGAAGAAGAAGAAGAAGAAGAAGAAGAAGAAGAAGAAGAAGAAGAAGAAGAAGAAGAAGAAGAAGAAGAAGAAGAAGAAGAAGAAGAAGAAGAAGAAGAAGAAGAAGAAGAAGAAGAAGAAGAAGAAGAAGAAGAAGAAGAAGAAGAAGAAGAAGAAGAAGAAGAAGAAGAAGAAAGCUUCGUAGUGAGGGCCGCGAACAUGGCCCUCGCUAGCCCUUUUCCACCUUCUAAGCGACCAGACGGACGGGAUUCUGGUUUCUGAUUUCCCAGACGAUGUAAAUACAAGGUCUAAAAUUCC
Molecule: messenger RNA, 362 nt
Organism: Closterium sp. NIES-67
Lineage: Eukaryota; Viridiplantae; Streptophyta; Zygnematophyceae; Desmidiales; Closteriaceae
Source: the annotation of a GenBank genome assembly